AUGGGGGACUGGUCCAUACUUGGUCGCUUCCUGUCUGAGGUGCAGAACCACUCCACAGUGAUAGGCAAGAUCUGGCUCACCAUGCUGCUCAUUUUCCGUAUCCUGCUGGUGGCCUUGGUGGGUGAUGCGGUCUACAGUGAUGAGCAGUCCAAGUUCAUCUGUAACACCCAGCAACCUGGAUGCAACAAUGUCUGUUAUGACACCUUUGCUCCUGUUUCACAUCUGCGCUUUUGGGUCUUCCAAAUUGUGAUAGUCUCCACCCCAUCUAUCUUCUACAUAGUUUUUGUCCUGCAUAAGAUUGCCAAAGAUGAAAAGCUGAACAGCCAGAGAGCACAGGUGGUAUCCCAGAGAGUUCCCACACAAAGAUGUGGGCACAUGUGUACGAAUGGCAUGGAGGCGCUGAGGGACAUGCCCACUUACUGCCCUCAUUACAGGACAGAAUUGGAUGCAAGGGAGAGGGAAGGAGUACAACAAAGCUUUGUGGAAGAGGACUAUGGCAAAGUCGGAGAGGAUCCCACUAUGCAGUCCAACCAGGUUCUGCUCAUCUACAUUCUUCAUGUAUUACUACGAUCUGUCAUGGAGAUCAUUUUCCUGGUGGGACAGUACCUCUUGUUUGGUUUUGAGGUGUCUCACCUAUAUCGCUGUGAGACAUACCCUUGCCCUACUCGCACAGACUGCUUUGUGUCACGUGCCACAGAAAAAACCAUCUUCUUGAACUUCAUGUUCAGCAUCAGCCUAGGAUGUUUUGUGCUGAACAUCGCAGAGCUCCACUACCUAGGCUGGGUUUACAUUUUCCGCAUCCUCUGCUCAGCUUGUUCCACCUGCUGCAAUUCGGAGAAAGACACUGUUGAACUUUAUUCAAACCACAAUCCCUUCCUCCUGCAGCUCAGGCAUUCUUUGAGGGGGCAACUAGUUCUGCAGACCCCAGCAGCCAUGGUUCCAGAGAAGACUGGAAGUCUGCUCACAUGUGCCCCAGCUAUCUCCUUUGAGACGAGCUCAACUGUAGAAUGCAGUCCAGAGACCAGAGAUAAAGUGAAAGUUAAACUUGCCAACAUGGCCAGGCUGGGACAGAUUAAAAAGUCUUGGCUAUGA
Stegastes partitus (bicolor damselfish) is the source of this 1092-nucleotide messenger RNA. Its product is annotated as gap junction gamma-1 protein-like. Gene Ontology annotation, biological process: cell-cell signaling. NCBI's taxonomy places the organism in Eukaryota, Metazoa, Chordata, Actinopteri, Pomacentridae. The transcript has a single exon. Gene Ontology annotation, molecular function: gap junction channel activity. The coding region runs from base 1 to 1092 and encodes 363 amino acids. Gene Ontology annotation, cellular component: connexin complex. The record is from RefSeq and is a predicted model, not a curated record.